UUGAACAUCUGCGCCGAGACAGCCACACGUGUUGUUUUCAUGGACGUUUGAGUGCUUUGAGUCCCGAGUGUGAUAGUUCUGAGUUAAAGUGUAAAACGCAGCGACAAAAAUGGGGAAGAAACUCAAAGUCGGAAAGACCAGAAAAGAUAAAUUCUACCAUCUGGCUAAAGAAACAGGUUAUCGCUCUCGUUCCUCCUUCAAACUCAUCCAGCUCAAUCGUAAAUUUCAGUUUCUACAGAAAGCCAGAGCUCUGGUCGACCUGUGUGCUGCUCCUGGUGGAUGGUUGCAGGUGGCAUCCAAGUUUAUGCCUGUAUCAAGUCUCAUUAUUGGUGUUGACCUGGUGCCCAUCAAGCCCAUCCCCAACGUGGUGGCCCUGCAAGAGGACAUCACCACUGACAAAUGCAGACAGGCUUUACGAAAGGAACUGCAGACUUGGAAGGUUGAUGUUGUGUUAAAUGAUGGAGCCCCGAAUGUGGGAGCCAACUGGCAAUAUGAUGCUUUCUCACAAGCUCAUUUGACCCUCAUGGCCCUGAAGUUGGCCUGUGAGUUUCUGACCAAAGGUGGCACUUUCGUCACCAAGGUCUUCCGCUCCAAAGACUACCAGCCACUGCUCUGGAUCUUCCAGCAGUUCUUCAAGAAGGUGCAGGCCACCAAGCCGCAGGCGUCUAGGAACGAGUCUGCUGAGAUCUUUGUCAUCUGUCAGGGGUUUGUUGCGCCAGACAAAAUUGACAGUAAGUUCUUUGACCCCAAACAUGCGUUCAAAGAGGUGGAGGUGCAGGCCAAAACUGUGAGGGAUCUGAUUCCCGUCAAGAAGGCAAAGGCAGAGGGAUACACAGAUGGUGAUCUGACACUCUACCACAGUUUCACAGUGACAGCCUUUCUGAAAGCCGACAACCCUGUUGACUUCCUGAGCAAAGCCAGUGAGAUCGCCUUUGACAACACAGACCUGGAGUCUCACUCGGCCACCACUAACGAGAUAAAAGAGUGUUGUCGUGACAUCAAAGUGUUGGGCCGCAAAGAGCUCCGCCUGCUGCUGAACUGGAGGUCCAAGAUGAGGAGAUUCCUGGCCAUAAAACUGAAGGUGGAGGCCAAACAGCUUGACCAGGAGAUCAACUUAUGUUCUGAUGAAGAAGAGGGUGAUUCAGAGGAAGAACCAGACAAGACGAAAGAGGAGGAGGAGAAGGAAGAAGAAGAAGAGGAGGCAGAAAUGGAGAAGAAACUGGCCGAACUUAAAGCUGAGGAGGUGGCUGAGCUCAAACGGAGGAAGAAAAAGUUGCUGAAGGAGCGGAGGAAGCAGAGGGAGAGGGUGGAGCUGAAGAUGGACCUGCCUGGCGUCUCCAUUGCAGAUACCAGUGACUCAUCCAUGUUCUCCCUCAGCACCAUCAACAAGCAAAAGGUGCUGGCUGUAAUAUCCAAGGGGGACAUGCAGGCUGCAGACGCCCUGGUAGAAGGAGAUGACGACCUCCACCUGUCUGAGGAAGAGGAUGACGAGGCGGAUAAAAUGUCCCUGGCCUCUGAUUUAGAUGACGAGGACUUGGAAGAGGUGGAGCAGAGACAGACAGAGCUGGAGAGGAAAGCACCAAAGAAGAAAGUAAAGUUCACUGAAGAAGAGGAGGAGGAGGAGGAUGAAGGGCAGGGAAGUGGUCUGCUGGUGGAACUAGAGGGAAAGGAUGAGAAGAAAGAACGAGAGACCAACCUGUGGUUCAGCAAGGGCAUCUUCUCUGAGAUUGACCUGGAGGGAGACGCAGAGAGCGAGCUCCAACAGACUGAGUGGCUUCAGACCAAACGAACAGAGAGAGGCAAAAAGAGUAAAGCUGAAGAAGUGGUGGUGGAGGUGGAGCAGGAGGAGGAGGAGAAGGCUGCUCUGCCAGAGGAGGAAAAGGCGGGUCCUUCACAGGAAGCUGAAGAGGAGAGUGACAGCGACUCAGAUGACAGCGACGAUGAGAAGGAGAUUACAAGGAUGAAGCAGGCCAAGGGGGCUGGUGGGAUGUCAGGAGAGGCUGUUGAUGAUGACUUGCAGGUUGUUCCUGUAGAAAGCACCAGUAAGAAAGCCAGGAUCCUGGAUGCAGAGGGCCUGGCCCUGGGCUGCCAGAUCGCUACAUCUAAGAAGAGAGCCAGGGACCUGAUGGACAGCUCCUUCCACAGGUUUGCUAGCUCAGAGGAACAGUGGGAGGUACCGGAGUGGUUCCUGGACGAUGAAAGGAAACACCGGAAGAAGCCGGUGCCGCUCACCAAGGAGAUGGUGGAGGAGUACAAACAAAAAUGGAAGGAGAUCGAUGCCCGACCCAUCAAACGAGUUGCUGAGGCCAAGGCCAGGAAGAAGAGGAGGAUGCUGAAGAAGAUGGAGCAGGCCAAGAAGAAAGCAGAGGCAGUUGUCAACACAGUGGACAUCUCUGAGAGGGAGAAGAUGGCUCAGCUGAAGAGUAUCUACAAGAAAGCAGGCCUGGGGAAGGAGAAGAGAGAAGUAACAUACCUUGUGACCAAAAAGGGAGCUGGCAAGAAGGUGAGACGGCCCCCCGGUGUCAAGGGAGCCUUCAAAGUGGUGGACAGUCGCAUGAAGAAAGACAUGCGGGGAAUGCAGAGGAAAGAACAACACGCUAAAGGUGGCAAAGGAAAAGGUGGCAAAGGAAAAGGUGGCAAAGGAAAAGGUGGCAAAGGAGGGGUGAAGAGUGGUAAAGGGCGAAAAGGAAGAUAGAUUUGAACCUGUCGCGCUCAUAGUCCCUCCUUUCUAACUAUUAAACAUUGCCUGGUCUCGUGUUGCAGGUGAGCAUUUAUGGAGCUUUGUGAGCUAAGAUGCCUGCCACAGUUUGGGCUCCUGUAUCAUGUACAGAGGCCAAAGUGAAUGUGGUCAUUCACAUGGUUGCCAUCUUUUUAGCAACCUUUGCUGAGGUCCCUAACACCUCCUUCUCCUGGACACCUGAGAUAUGUUCUGGGGGUAUUUAAAUGCUGGUGUUCUGUGCACGUCUUCCUGAAGAUGUAGAUUAUUUGCCAUGAACUCUGUAAAUUGCAGUAAAUCAAAUUAAACAUAAUAACAAUAAAUGUGUUCUCCAGAAAUGUUGGUAUUAAUAUUGUAAAUAUUAUAUACACAUCUUUGCAAUAAAUGUUUUGUUGAAAUGA
This is a messenger RNA of Siniperca chuatsi (mandarin fish), 3117 nucleotides long. It is a transcript of the gene ftsj3, whose product is annotated as FtsJ RNA 2'-O-methyltransferase 3. The transcript has 21 exons. Lineage: Eukaryota; Metazoa; Chordata; Actinopteri; Centrarchiformes; Sinipercidae. Gene Ontology annotation, cellular component: nucleus; preribosome, large subunit precursor; nucleolus. The record is from RefSeq and is a predicted model, not a curated record. Bases 110 to 2695 code for a protein of 861 amino acids. Gene Ontology annotation, biological process: rRNA methylation; maturation of 5.8S rRNA from tricistronic rRNA transcript (SSU-rRNA, 5.8S rRNA, LSU-rRNA); maturation of LSU-rRNA from tricistronic rRNA transcript (SSU-rRNA, 5.8S rRNA, LSU-rRNA). Gene Ontology annotation, molecular function: rRNA (guanine) methyltransferase activity; rRNA (uridine-2'-O-ribose)-methyltransferase activity.